AUGGGCUAAGAGACAAGCCAUAUUAGAGAAAAAAGAACCCCAAAAAUAACGACUCGACAUUGGAGCGCGUGUCAACGCGGCCAAAUAGAUGCGGUAAAUGUCGCAUGGAGGGUCCCGCCGUCAGAGACGGAGUAUCUGCGGAGGGUAGCGGCGGCUAUGAAGGCCAGAGAAGGAUGCAGACGAGGUUGGAGGGUUAUAAAGAGGGCGUGGCUUUCCAUUCUCCCCGCAGUCGCAGUCUUUCGCGAUAGCGUCACUGUGUUUCCAGGUUAUAGUACUUUGCAGUCUUGAUACCCUCCUUGUUUUACUUCUUCCCUUCGCUUCUUCUGCAAGAAUAUCGCAUUCUGAAGUCAACCGAGACACUACAGCUUUCUUGAUUACAAGAAACACAUUCAAAAUGGCGGAAAUGACCAACGGCGCUUUCAAGCACGACAACUCCCCCGUCCCCAACGUCGACCGAGUGCUGCCCCUCUUUUCGCUCAAGGGAAGAACCGCAAUUGUCUCAGGCGCCGGUGCUGGCAUUGGCCUUGCCGUUGCAGAGGCUCUUGCAGAGGCCGGCGCCAACGUUGCCAUCUGGUAUAACAGCAAUAAGCAGGCCGAGGAGUCGGCUGCAACCAUUGCCAAGACGUACGGCGUCAAGUGCAAGGCGUACCAGGUAAACGUUACCUCGGCCGAGGCCGUCGACAAAGCCGUCGCGGAGAUUGUCAAGGAAUUCGAUGGCCGCCUCGACGUCUUCGUCGCCAACUCGGGCAUCCCCUGGACCAAGGGCGCCUUCAUUGACGGCCCUGCCGACAUGGCCCGCGAUGUCAUGUCCGUCAACGUGGACGGCGUUAUGUGGUGUGCAAAGAGCGCCGGCGCUCAUUUCCGCCGCCAGAAAGAGCAGGGCACGACAAUUGACGGCAAGCCUCUCGAGAAUUACACUACUGGAAGCUUCAUUGCGACGGCCUCAAUGAGCGGCAGCAUCGUCAACAUCCCGCAGCUGCAGGCUGUCUACAACAGCUCCAAGGCGGCCGUGAUCCACUUUUGCAAGAGUUUGGCCGUCGAGUGGGUUGGAUUUGCUCGAGCCAACACCGUAUCCCCUGGAUAUAUCCUUACCGAGAUCUCUUCCUUUGCGCCUCCGGAGACAAAGAAGGCGUGGAAGGACAAGACUGUCAUGGGCCGCGAGGGUCACGCCGGAGAGCUAAAGGGCGCAUACCUGUACCUGGCGAGUGAUGCAAGCUCCUAUACAACCGGCCUUGAUAUGAUUGUCGACGGCGGCUACAGCCUACCAUAAUGGACGAUAUACAUGGAUGGGAAUAGAAUACAAUGGUUAAGGGAAAAUUCAAAAAAGAAUGGGAACUAAUGGGCAUGGUUUGCAAUAGAAAAUAGAAUUGCUGCGAAAGAUUGGCGUCUCAGUAUAAACUACUAGUAGAUCACUACGGCGAGAUGGUUAUUACCUAGGUCGAUACAAGAUGCGGGUUAAUAAAAUGGUUUUCUGCCAAUCCAAGUUUGCUUGCG
Messenger RNA from Trichoderma asperellum CBS 433.97, 1494 nucleotides. RefSeq names its product L-xylulose reductase. The record is from RefSeq and is a predicted model, not a curated record. NCBI's taxonomy places the organism in Eukaryota, Fungi, Ascomycota, Sordariomycetes, Hypocreales, Hypocreaceae. Gene Ontology annotation, molecular function: oxidoreductase activity, acting on NAD(P)H, oxygen as acceptor. Gene Ontology annotation, cellular component: intracellular anatomical structure.